Messenger RNA from Spirometra erinaceieuropaei, 1005 nucleotides. The record is from the annotation of a GenBank genome assembly. NCBI's taxonomy places the organism in Eukaryota, Metazoa, Platyhelminthes, Cestoda, Diphyllobothriidea, Diphyllobothriidae.
AUGGGUUCGCCGAUUUCGGGAUCCAUCGCCGAGGCGGUCCUGCAACGGUUAGAAUCGCUGGUCUUCCAACACCACAGACCGAAAUUCUGGGCCCGGUAUGUGGAUGACACCUUCGUCGUCAUCGAACGGGAUCAGGUGUUGACAUUCCAAGAACAUCUCAACGCCGUCUUCCCGGACAUUCAAUUUACGAUGGAGGAGGAAGAGAACAACCAGCUGGCCUUCCUGGAUGUCCUCGUAUGCCGCAAAGCUUGUGGUGAACUAAAAACCAAAGUGUUCAGGAAAGCGACAAAUACGAUGCAAGUACUGAACUUCAACAGUAACCACCCAAUCAGCCACAAACGCAGUUGUGUAAGGACGCUCCAUCGGCGUGUCAAAACGCACUGCAGUGAGCCGGAAGACAAAAUUGCCGAACUACAAUACCUCCGACGGGUCUUCAAAGCCAAUGGCUACCCGCGCAACUUCGUCAACCGGUGCAUACGCAAAAGGGACGAAAGGCCUAACCGCACGGACACCAAGUCUUGGCGGGCACUUCCGUAUGUCAAGAACGUUUCGGAAGCUGUCGGCCGCCUUCUCGCACCACUUGGGGUUGGAGUUGCACACAGACCGGAGGCAACCAUCAGGCGUCUGGUCAUGAAACCGAAAGACCCCCUGCCACGGCUAGAAACGUCUGGAGUCGUUUAUCGGAUCUGGUGCAGUUGCGGACAAAGCAACUACGUCGGAGAAACCGGAAGACAGAUCCGAACGAGAAUGGCCGAACACGCGGCAGCGGUGCGCAGAAAUGACGCCAGCUCUCAAGUUGCGGCUCAUUCGACGAGAUGCGGCCACACAUUCAAAUUCGAUGAGGCCGAAAUUCUCGCAAGAGGUGACAACCGCGUGAGCCGGGAGCUAUUGGAAUCAUGGUUUACUGGCCCCCAGUCCAUCAACAAGUGCAACGAUCUUCCCACUCCAUACUCGGUGCUGAGACUUCGCCUGGGCGGAGUAAUUAGCCACACGGGGAGCGCAUAG